Molecule: messenger RNA, 1624 nt
Organism: Panicum virgatum (switchgrass)
Lineage: Eukaryota; Viridiplantae; Streptophyta; Magnoliopsida; Poales; Poaceae
Product: wall-associated receptor kinase 2-like
Exons: 2
Coding region: 358-1488 (376 amino acids)
Molecular function (GO): polysaccharide binding
Source: RefSeq, a predicted model, not a curated record
AAGGAAAGCCACUUCCGCCCUUGUUUGAACUCUUGCUGAAAGCAGGGGGUUCUUCUAUUUUGCUGUUUUUCCAAACGUGCCAACAAAAGGAAAUUGAUAUGCCGUCAAGGAGCUUGUGUCUUUUUUUUUUCUGAACCUUUCCCAAGCACUUUUCCCACCUCUCGUACUGAUAGAUUGAUUCUGCGGAAAUUUCCGCAUCAUACAAUCGCUGUUCUGUGUUAGAAAUUUCCACCACUGUUGAAAGCUGGAGCAUAGCCACCAAGCGCAGCUAGCACAGCUUAUAGCAACCGAAAGGCAAAAUCCGAGCUGCGUACUAGCUAGUAACCGCUACUCAUCACGCAAGCAAGUCACCGGAAGAUGCUCCUUACACUGACAAUAAUCGCCGUGCUCGUGUCGGCACGGCCGGGAGCUGCAACCGCACCGAGGCCGAGCGCGGCUCCCUCUUGCCAGCGCCGGUGCGGCGACAUGGAGAUCCCUUACCCGUUCGGCAUCGGCCGCGGCUGCUACCUCUACACCGGCGAAGGCGACACCACCUUCGGCCUCACCUGCAACCUCACCGCCGACGGCACCUACAAGACCUUCUGCUACGAGGUCGAGGUCAUCGGGAUCUCCCUGCGCCGUGGCCAGGCGCGCGUCCGCAGCGACAUCCGGUCCUGGUGCUACAACCGCACGUCCAUGUCCAUGGACGAGAACAACGGCUGGUGGGUCGACUUCACCGACUCGCAGUUCCGGCUCUCCGACGAGGACAACCGCUUCACCGUCAUCGGCUGCAACUCGCUGGCCUACGUGGGAUCCGCCAAUACCGGGUCCAAGUACAUGACCGGGUGCAUGGCCACCUGCCCGGCCGCCGGCCGGCUGGAGAACGGCUCGUGCUCCGGCAUGGGCUGCUGCCAGGCGGCCAUCCCCCGGGGGAUCAACACGUACGAGGUGCAGUUCGACGACAGGUUCAACACCUCCAGGACCAGCGGGUUCAGCCGCUGCAGCUACGCCGCGCUGGUGGAGGCCGCGGCGUUCGACUUCCGGAUCACGUACGUCACCGACGACGACUUCAUGGAGUCGACCGGCGGGAAGGCGCCGCUGGUGCUCGACUGGGUGGUCGGGAAGGAGACGUGCGCGGAGGCGGCGAGGAACACGACGGCGUACAUGUGCGCCAGCAGCAACAGCGAGUGCGUCGAUUCCAGGAACGGCCCGGGCUAUCUCUGCAACUGCUCGAGAGGGUACGACGGCAACCCCUACGUCCAUGACGUCUGCCAAGACGUUAACGAGUGCACAAGCUUCAAGUACCCCUGCUCGGCUGCUCUGUUCCUGGAACCUGUGUCAACACUCCUGGAGGUUUCGUCUGUUCUUGCCCUGACAAGACAAGAGGCAACGCUUACAGUGGCACGUGCGAGGCUCAUAAUUCUCAACUUGGUGUGCACAUGGCAGUUGGUACGUCACCGUCCACGCCCACUUACCUCAACGAGCUUUUUACCGUUCUUGAAAAGUUGACUACCGGUACCGGUUAUAAUGUGAGAGAAGUAAAAGUUGAUACGUUAGGUUCUGAAGUUUACUCCCUAAAGUCAGAAUUUGACCUGCAAUUAGUUACUUCUUGCUGUCUGAAAUGUCAACAAUAUAUGACUAGAGG